Nelumbo nucifera (sacred lotus) is the source of this 3319-nucleotide messenger RNA. RefSeq lists its product as uncharacterized. The record is from RefSeq and is a predicted model, not a curated record. Lineage: Eukaryota; Viridiplantae; Streptophyta; Magnoliopsida; Proteales; Nelumbonaceae. Gene Ontology annotation, biological process: regulation of DNA-templated transcription.
GAAAAAAAAAUGGUUUAGUUUUUGUGUAGGGAAGGCGGUUUCCUUCUCUCCCACUCUCUCCCGCCGAAACCCCCUUUUCCCCGAAAUCCAUAUCGACGCCGGCGUUAUCUCUCCUCCUCCUUCCCUCCUUCCCAGAAAGAGUAGAUGACGCUUUUAUACCCCUCUCUCUUUCCUUGAAACCUGCUCUGUUUACGCCGAUUGCCUGCUAGGGCUCCAUCGACGGAUUCUUCGUUCCUUAUUUCGAGCUUGGAUCGUUCCAGCAUAAUUAAGGAACACAUGGAGGCUGGGCAUUCAUCUUUACUCCAGCUACCCAAGUGACUUUUUGACCAUGCAGUGAUUACAAAACAGCCCAGAAUAAUGUAUCUAUAUUUACUCCUUGCCUAGCUAGACCAUUGGCCAGUGCAUUUGCGCUUCUCUUUAUCCAUGUACAUUGAAUUUCCAUGUCCUUGGUUAACCACCUAUACUUCAUCUUUUCAUUGCUGUAUUUCCACAUCAUAGCACUGUCCUCUUUUGGCCAUUUCACCACCAUUUCAGAAUCACCUUCUAUAACCACCUUUCUUAUAUUCAUUUCCUUGACCCUUUGAAUCCCUUCAAUAGCUGCUAAAAUCUCAGCCCUUAAAGAGUCACCCACCCCAAUCAGCCUAGAGUACAUGGCUAAUAAGUUCCCUGUUUCAUCCCUUAUCACACCCCCAAUUCCGGAAGGCCCUGGGUUCCUUAUGCUGCUGCCAUCAAAGUUCAGUUUAGUGAUGGUCUAGCUGGGCAUUCAUCUUUCCGUACAUGGGUGCUUGAGCUGGAAGAUUACAGAUCUCAAACUCAAACUAAUAUUGCCAGUGCUGGCUUGCCUAAAACUGAUAAAAUGCAUAAAUCUGAUGGUAUAUUUGAGGAUGAAGAUGCAUAAAUUGGUGAUAACUUAUCUAAGCUUGACAAUCCAAUUGAUAUCCAGCUUGAUGGUCCAACUGAUACCCAACCAAGUGGUCCAGCUAAUACCAAAUCUAAUGCUUCAGUAAAUAGGUGCACUCAGUACAAGCAUUCUCAAAUGCCUGAGGAAUGGAUCUCAAAAGUUGGAAUGGAAUUUGAAACAGAAGAUGAUGCAUAUAACUUUUACAACAGAUAUGCUGGAAGGUAUGGAUUCAGUAUCUGAAAGAGUAGUUUUGUAUGUUCCAAAGUUACAGGUCAAUUGCAGCAUAGAACAUUUGUUUGUUGUAGAGAGGGUAGACGUCAUGCAGACAAGCGUGAUGUUAAUGUAAAGCUGCAUCAUCCGGAGACAAGGUGCAAUUGUGGGGCAUUAAUGAAGAUAUCUUUUCAAGAGACAAGUAAUAAAUUUUGUAUUGUAUUGUUCAACCCAGAUCAUAAUCAUUUUGUUGUUACUCCUAAGGAAGCAGUCAUGUUAAGAUCACAGAGGAAAAUGUAUAGCGGACGUGAGAAUGGUGGGGUUAUUGAUGUGGAUUUAAAAAAUUAUUUGCGUUCUUAUCGGACUGGAAAAAUGACCCGGGGAGAUGCAGGUUGUUUAUUACAUUCUUUCGAAGAUAUGCAAGUAAAAGACCCCUCCUUUUUUUGAGUGCUGUGAAACACCUUGGUAAUGAUUUUUAACAUCUGAAAACUUUUGCUAAAGAUUUUAGCAAGUGCAUAUAUGAAUAUGAAGAGAAGGAAGAAUUCUUGGAGGCAUGGGAUAGUAUGGUCAAUAAGUACAAUCUCCAAGAAAAUGCAUGGUUGCAGAAAUUGUUUAGCAAAAAAGAGAAAUGGGCAUUAGUGUAUGGCAUGGUACUUUUUGUCCCAAUAUAAUCACUACAAUGCGUAAUGAGAACAUCAAAAGUUCUCUGAAGAAUUGCCUCAAUUUAAAGCAUGAUUUGUCACGUUUCUUUACCUACUUUGGUUGGAUGGUUGAUCAUAAGUGUAAUGAAGAGCUAAAGACAGAAUACAAAGCUACUCAUUCCACCCCAAUGUUAACAAGGGAAGCAGAUAUACUAUGGCAUGCUGUUCAUAUAUAUACUCCAACUAUCUUUAACAUGUUUCAAGAAGUACUAGAAACUUUGAGUUGUUACAUUCUAAAUCCUGUUGACCCUGGAACAAAGGUUGAUUAUAAAAUCCGUACAUCGAGAAUCUGUGAACAUGUGGUUACAUAUGACUCAACAGAUGGUUCAGUCCAUUGUAGUUGUAAGAAGUUUGAAUUUAUGGGCAUUUUUAUGUUGUCAUGCAUUAACAAUACUCAAGUUUAAAAAUGUGGUGACUAUUCCUCCAAAAUACAUCUUGAAAAGGUGGACUCUUGAGGCAAAAAGUACAAUGGAGCAUUUUCAUGAAUCUUUCACAAGACUAUUUGAUCCAAAAGAAGAAAUAGGAAGACACUACAAGGGACUGUGCCAUGUGAUGAAGUUAGUAUCAGUAAGGGCUGCAGAAACUGAGGCAGCUUAUCAAUUUGUUGCAAGCUCCAUGGAGAAGAUAAUGAAACAUGUCAGAACAAUUCUAAAGAAUAGUAGAACAUUGGAUGAGCGUUCAUCUGUUGCAUCACAAGGAAAUGAAUCCAUAUGCAUUGACGACUCAUACAAUGAAGUUGGUAGCAUAAGUGAAAGUCUUGUUAGUGGAGAAAUAGAUGAGGAAACAGAAGCAAUGGAGGGUGAGCAGGAGAAGGUAAUAUCUAAAGGAGAUAAAAGAAAGGAAAGCAUUGUAUGCACUUCCAAGAAGUCAAAGAUUAAGGCCAUUGAGAAAACCAUUCAAAAUUGUCAAAAAAGUUGUUGCAGAUAUCAAAGGUACAGAAUGAAAACAGCUGUUCUAGUGAAAUGCCUUUACCAAGUCACCCACCCGGAAGUGCAUCCACCAGUUAGUUGUCAUAACCAAUCUCCUCAGCCAUCAGAUGUUUCAAUGUUUGGACAACCUACAUCUCAAAGUAACCUUCCCAAUUUUGGUACAUCUCAAUUGAUACAGCUUGCAGGAACAAGGAACUGAUAUUGUUUAAAAACUUCAACUUGAUGGGAAGGCAAAACAUGUUCUUUGACUUAGAAGAUGGAUGAAGAUCACUCCUGGGGCUCCCACACCCUUUAGGCAGACUGUAAACCACGGCUUUUCUCCAAAAAAGAUCGGGCGACUCCUAUUUUCUUUUUCCCAACUCAAUGCAAACAAGAAAACAACAAAAACAGUUCAAAUGAAGGGGCAACUAAUGCAGCAGAAAAGAAACUGUUCUGCUAUAUAUAUUCUAUUUGUACUACUGUUAUCUUUAAUAUCAAGUUCGUCUCAGAAAGAUGCUAAAUAUUUAAAUAUUUGGUUGUCCAACAGCUCAUCCAGCCAACAUCUUUAGAUAUUACAAGUGGAGCACAUUUCUUUUUUA